Molecule: messenger RNA, 3291 nt
Organism: Eriocheir sinensis (Chinese mitten crab)
Lineage: Eukaryota; Metazoa; Arthropoda; Malacostraca; Decapoda; Varunidae
Gene: Fbxl4
Product: F-box/LRR-repeat protein 4-like
Exons: 12
Coding region: 780-2678 (632 amino acids)
Biological process (GO): SCF-dependent proteasomal ubiquitin-dependent protein catabolic process
Cellular component (GO): SCF ubiquitin ligase complex
Molecular function (GO): protein binding
Source: RefSeq, a predicted model, not a curated record
GAAGAAGAAGAAUUAAGGAAGACAGAGUAGAGGAGGAAGACUAAAGAAGAAGAUUGGAGAGGAGGAGGAAGACUAAAGAAGAAGAAGAAGAAGUAGAGAGAGAAGAUUGGAGAGGAAAUUUAAGAAGAAAAAGAAGUAGAGGCGGAAGAUUGAAGAGGAGGACAGAGUAUAGAGGAGGAAGACUAAAGAAGAAGAAGAAGAAGAAGAGGCAGAAGGUUGAAGAGGAAGACUAAAGAAGAAGAAGAAGAAGAAGCAGAGGAAGAGAAAGACUAAACAAGAAAAAGUAGAGGCAAAAGAAUAGAUUGGAGGAAGGGGAGGAGGAAGAGUAGAGAAGAAGAGAAAUACUAAAGAAGAAGAAAUAGAGACAGGAGGAAAAGUACAAAAGAAGAGGAAGAAGAAGAAAAGUUACAUGGCCCCCAUAUUGUAGUGUUUCCCCUUAACUGACACACUAGCACCUCUUAAUGGCACUGGCACCCUACCUGGCACCUCUCAAUGGCACUGACACCCUACCUGGCACCUCACAAUGGCACUGGGACACAAAACAGAGCACAGCGAGAAGCCAGACUCAGUUGCUCAGCCUGUGGAGGGAGUGAGCAGUGCCUGAGAGAGUGCCUGUGUUGAGCCUUGAGUGAGUGCCAGAGUGCCAGAGCUUCAGGCACCUCCAGGAGACACGGGAAGGCACACCCACAGGACCAGAGGCUUUAGGGUGUGGUGGAACAAAGGUUGGGUCGUGGCUGAGGCUCAAGGUCAUCGUCUUCUUGGGAACGUUUUUGAUAGCCAUGGAGGACACGGCGUGGAAGAGCUGGACGCACUGUGUGGUGGACCAGUACGUGAAGGAGGUGACGGACUUUAGCUCACAGUACGGCAGCGACGGCUCGAUAUCCUACGUGGCCAACAACAUCACCGGCAAGCCCACACUCUACCCUGACUAUGGGGACUUCUCGGCUGCAUACUGCCUGCGAAGUUACGGGCAGUGGUGGUUCAGGAGUGAGUCAGCCCCCGAGCCCAUUGAAGGCCCCAAGCCCCUCCUGCCCCCCUCAGUUGACUUCAUCGAUCUGAAGUAUGACACGCCUGUGUACCCCAUAAGACUGGACUUCUAUGAGACGUACCAUGGUGGGAGUGUGGUGCGGGUGUGGGGCUCGCUGGAGGGGCGGGGCUGGGUGCUGCUGUGGGCCGGGGAGCCACAGACAGGACUCAAGGCAGCGGCCCGGAUAUUCUCUCCCCCCAUCAAUCAGCCGCACGUUAUGAUCAACAUGCUGAGGGUGGAGUUUGACCAGCGAGGCCACAGCUACUACUCGGCCCUGGAUGCUGUGAUGCUGGUUGGCUCCUCUCACACUAGCAGCAGUGAGUCCGUGGCCCUCGGCGAGACCAUCACCACACAGAUCAUGAAGAUGGGUCUACACAAAUCCAUCUGUGAAGAAGACAUCCUCAAUGGUAUCCAGUUCCUGCUCUCCGAAGAAAACCUCCAGAAACUCGUAGUAGAGGAGGAACAGAAGGACGAGGCAGUGGAGGAACUCACAAGGGAGGAGAAGGCGGACUUGGAAGUGUGUGAGAGUAGCAUUGUGGCGGAGGACGUCAUCUGUGCGGCGAUAGAGGCGGAUGUCCCAGAGGAGGAGGAAGAGGAAGGAACCAGCGGGGGAUACUUUGACCUCCUGCCUGAGGAGCUGAUCAUGUACAUCCUCCGUAAAUUGGACAUCCGGAGUCUGUGCCGCCUGGCCCACACCUGCAAGCUGCUCCAGGCCCACACCUCCGACCCCAUCCUCUACAUGAACCUCAAUCUGCAGAACUGUUGGUGGCUGGUGAAAAAUGCAACCUUGGAGUGUCUGGCCCCAAGAUGCUCCCUCCUGCAGUGUCUAGACCUGUCCUGGUGUGGCCCGUACGGUGCUGUGGACACGGAAACCUUUAUGGAGUUCAUUCACGCGUGUGGCCACCAACUCAUGGUGCUAAGACUCAACAACUGUCACUUCAUAGACAACUAUUGCCUCUACAUGAUAGCAAAUGUGUGUCCUAAUUUACAUGAGCUGAGCAUGGCCAACUGCACCAAAGUGGAUCACCUAGGCUUCGGGGAGCUGAAGAAGGCCCGAGCCUUGUCCCGGCUGGACCUGGCACGCACACGCAUCGAUUUCCACACCCUCCAGCUCCUCCUGCAGCACGCCAGUCACCUCCAGCACCUCAGCCUCAACAACUGCACUCAGCUGGACAUGGAUGAAGUGGCACUGACCCUGGCAACCUUCAACCACGGCCUUGUGUCCCUGGCUGCCUGGAAGACCCACGGCCUGACCCAGAGGGGCCUGCGCGCCCUGGCCUGCAUCCCUACCCUUCAAGACCUGGACCUUGGAUGGGCGUUGUCGGGAGGCAUCACAGAAAGCUUUGCUGAACUGAUCCGAGAGUGCAAAGGCCUCAAGAGACUGUACCUGUCAGCCCUUCGCACCUUCACGGACCAUGACCUCCACCUGCUCAUGACCCACGCCAGGAACCUCACCCAGCUGGACAUCAUGGGGACCAGGAACAUCACACCUGAGGCUGUCCAUCGGUUGCUACAGAACUGUCCCAAGCUGGAGCUCCUGGACAUCAGCUUCUGUGAGCAGAUCCACUACUCCCACGUCCACCACUGGGCGGUGCAGUUCCCGCACGUGGAGAUCAAGGGAGGGCUGUGGCACCAAGUGCGCAUUGUCUAGCCAAAUACGUAAUCUACAUAUAUUUCCAUAGUAGCUAUUUUUUUAUCUUAUUUAUUUAUAUUAAGGCUGCCUGGAGGCCUUUCCAGAUGUAAAAACACUUUUAUACCGCAGUAAUAAGGGAGUGACAAAAGUAUCUAGAGCUUUAAGAUAUUUUUCAUGGGCACGUUGUUCUGCCCAAUCUUAUUUGUGUUCUAGUCAGAUGUACUUAUUAUACAAUCCCAUCAAGAAGAGCAAUGCAGCUUUGCGUGUAUCACGAAUCUCCUUUUUGUUAUAUACAUAAUAGCAAUAUGAAAAUCCAAGCCAUGUCUUUCAGAUCUAUUAUCUUAGUAUAAGGAAUUAGACUCAAUUAGUAUAUAUUGCACAGUAGUUGCGACUCGUGGGUACACAAGGUAUAGUGGUACUAGAGGUUGGCUGUAAAUGUUUAAGGGUUUGAAUAUGUGAUUUGUAGAGGUGACUUAAGGGAGGGGAGAGUGCAGACCUUGAUGAGGAUCUUCUUUAGUGUGUGGAGGAGUUUUCUUGUCAAGGUGAUGUUGUUGGUGCUGGAUGGGGACCAGUGUGUGGUUUGUACAGUGUUUGCCAGUAGUGUGCCAGUACAAGAAAUCUACAAGAGCAA